UCUUCUUCUCUUCGCUUCUCUUCUCACCGUUCUCGCUCUUCUCUCGCUCUUAAAGCUGCGGGCUGUCUCUGACGGAAUAGAAAUCUUACUAGGUUUUUCUUGAUAAAGAAGAUACUAUCCUCUUCUCUCACACAUUGGCCGAAUCUGAAGCUAUGGUACCGGACGGGUUCCCCGCCGGAUUGCGAGUUUUCGUGGUCGACGAGGACUCCGUCGCUCUUAGAAUGCUUGAGAAAAUGCUUCUCCAGUGUGGCUAUAAAGGCUCUGUUUCUUCUCAGCAACGUUGUUUUGAAUGAUCUUGUGAGGAAAAGAGAUGGAUAUGACGAUAUUGCUUUAAAAGAUAAUUUGGCUUCACAAAAAAGAGCUAGAGUUUCUUGGACCCCAGAGCUCCAUGCAAAAUUUAUCAAUGCUGUUAAUCAGUUAGGCAUAAAUAGUAAGUGUCUUUACUUAAUAACUCUUUUUUUAUAGUUUUCACUUUUUAUUUUCUUGAUCUUAAAAUAAGAAUAUUUUUCAGAGGCAGUUCCAAUAAAAAUACUUGAUAUCAUGGACAUACCAGGACUGACGAGAGAAAAUGUCGCCAGCCAUUUACAGAAGUACAGAAAAGGCUUGAAAAGAAAUACAAUUGAGCUUAAUCAAGAAAUUUUUGAUAAUGCUAAAAUAAGAAGAGAAAGUGAAAAUCAAUUCGAAUAUCAACAAUUCGCUUUAAACAAUGAUCUUAAUGAUAACAAUAAGUUUGAUGAGCUUGCAACAUUAUUAGCAUUUGAACAAAAACAACCGCAAAAUAGCUCUGACUCAGGUGCACAAAUCAACACGGAUUCAGUUGAUGUUCCAAGUUAUAGUUUGGAAGAUCAUUGGGGAAGCAAUGCUUCGAAUUUGGCAAUCCUAUCUGAGUUUGAGAAUAUGGAUGACACAGAUGAGCUUUAUGUAGCACUUAGCUCGGUAAAUAAUUUUUCUUAUGAAGUAGAUUGUACAAGGAGUGUUUUUGUUCUUGGUUCUCUGCAACAGACAGAUAAAAUGCGUUUGGUAUAGGGAAUGCCAAAAUGGGCUGUUUGGCUGGGCAUAAUGGCUUAAUCUGACUUAGCAAAAUACCCAAUCAAACAUCAACAUCUAGAAUCCGAGGUAUACAAGGCUACCAAAAAAAAUUGGAUGAAAAGUAGGCUUGCUGGGAUCACUCUAUGUGCACUUACCAAGGAAGCCUCUAUUUUCUGUAACCUUGUACAGAGAAAGUCCUAUCUGCAUACUUUUAACUUACUACUUCAGCACUUUAUUGAAUUACUACUUUAGCAUAUACAAUCUUUUCAUUUGUGCUUUUAAUAGUUUUAAAUAGGUUGUUGUUGUUGUUGCUGUUGUUGUUAUUACAUUUGUCCAACAUCAAAGCAUUUGUACAUCACGUAAGCUUCGUUUGGGAUAAUAUUCU
Molecule: messenger RNA, 1414 nt
Organism: Dendrobium catenatum
Lineage: Eukaryota; Viridiplantae; Streptophyta; Magnoliopsida; Asparagales; Orchidaceae
Exons: 6
Coding region: 541-1026 (161 amino acids)
Source: RefSeq, a predicted model, not a curated record